AGGGCAGGAGGAUGGAUCCGAAAAACAGCGCCAGGGAAACUGUUCUCAUAACAGGAGGAGGUGGUUAUUUUGGUUUCCGUUUAGGUUGUACUCUGCACAGGAUGGGAGUGGACAUCAUCCUGUUCGAUGUCCAGAAUCCCCCUCAAGAAGUCCCUAAGGGGAUGAAGUUCAUUCAGGGGAACAUCUGCCACCUCUCCGAGGUCGAGGAAGCCUUCCAAGGAGUCAGCUGCGUCUUCCACAUCGCUUCCUACGGCAUGUCCGGGCGGGAGCAGCUGGACCGGAAGCUGAUCGAAGAAGUCAACGUGAAAGGGACGGAGAAUGUGAUCCGGGCCUGCAGGAGGAGGGCGGUUCCGAGGAUGGUGUACACGAGCACCUACAACGUGGUGUUUGGGGGCCAGGUUAUAGAAAACGGGGAUGAGUCUCUGCCCUAUCUACCUCUCCACCUCCACCCCGAUCACUACUCACGCACCAAGUCGGUGGCCGAGAAGAAGGUGCUGGAGGCGAACGGCUCGGCCCUGGAAGGCGGGGAGGGCGUCCUGCGAACCUGCGCCCUGCGGUCGGCCGGAAUCUACGGGCCCGGGGAGCGGAGGAACCUCCCCAGGGUGGUGAGCUACAUCGAGAAGGGACUCUUCAAGUUCGUGUACGGGGACCCGAGGAGCUUGGUGGAGUUCGUGCACGUGGACAACCUGGUUCAGGCUCACAUCCUGGCCUCGGAGGCGCUGAAGGCCGACAAGGAGCACGUGGCCUCCGGCCAGCCCUACUUCAUCUCGGACGGCAGACCGGUCAACAACUUCGAGUUCUUCCGUCCUCUGGUGGAGGGCUUAGGUUACCCUUUCCCGACCCUACGCCUGCCCCUGUCUCUCAUCUACUCCCUCGCCUUCUUGACGGAGAUGGUCUACUUCCUCGUGGGCCGCCUCUACAACUUCCAGCCUUUCCUCACCCGCACCGAGGUGUACAAAACCGGGGUGACCCACUACUUCAGCCUGGAGAAGGCCAGGAGAGAGCUGGGGUACGAGGCCCAGGCCUUCGACUUCCGAGAAGUAGUGGAGUGGUUUAAAGCCCAGGGGCAUGGCAGGAAGCUCAAGGGAUUUUCCUUUCGAAGAGGGUUGCUGCCCGAGAGCACUUUUUUCAGCUGGACCGCCCACUCACUUGAAAUGGACUAAAAAACGGACUGAAAGCUUGAACCCCUCAGAGGCGACAGGGAGCAGCACCAGGUGCGACCUUGAACCUACACAGGGUUUGCAGAAAUUCCAGAGAAAGAGAGUGGCCAACCCAAUUCCUCACCCGGCAGCCGUCGGAAGAAGAAGUGGCCAUUUCCACGACGUUAGCCUUGUAUAACUGCCUGGAUGCAGGGCCCUGGCUUUUGCCCACCUCCCCUCCAGAGCUUUUACUGGGCUCCUUCUCGCUUUUACCCCCAGAGCCCAACUUUUGAGUGGUUUUUGAGGCUCUAGAACUUGGGGGAUGAUGGUGUUUCUCAAAGCAGGGGAGAGAGAGAGCUCCACAGAGAAGUUUAAAAGGGGUUUAUGGAGAUGAGAUUUGAGGGAGACCUGAUAAGUGUCUCUAUCUUCUGCUUCUCUCUUCAUCUCCCUCCCUAUAAUUGCAGAGAGUCAAGCACUUGACCAGCCUCACAGUUGCGGGUUGUUGUUUUUAAUAAGCCUUUGAUCAUUUCCUUCUCACAAUGGCCAAUAUCCUAGCAAUGAUGCUUCUGGCAGCCGUCAGCACUGAUUACCACCAGAAGUUAAGCACUGAGAUUUAGGCUGUAUAUUCCAUUGUGGUUUUUGUUUAUUUUUUUAAACUUUUCCAACUGUUUUGCCCCUAUAUAACUAACUCCUUUCAGUCCCUGGACCAAUUGCCCCAACUCUCUGGUUUCCUACGGGUUCCAGUGGCUACUAUUGGGCAAUAGCAGGGAUGGCCACCUCCCUAAACAUUUCCAUCCUUACCUGCAGGGUGCCGGGAACUUACAUUCCUCCAGGGAAGAUGGAUUUUCUCAGGGAGAAAUCAACACUAGUGCAGAACACUAUCCCAAAGGGGUGGCCAUGCCCACUGAGGUCAUUCUGUCCCUGUCAGGGCAGCCAACUGCUGAAUUAAAAAUGGUAAGCACAAAAAUUCCUGACUUUCAAACCUGUAGCAGGCAUUCUAAAAGCAUGAGGCAGAGGUGAGUGUGUAUGUGGGAACAAUAGGGAGAUGCCUGUCAAACUCUGUAAAACUUUUUCCCAGCCACAGCAUCUGACAUCCAGGUGUCUGCUGUCUCAGUGAAGAGACUGUGGUGUCGAUGGCCCUGGCAUCCUUCCUGCGUGACCUGGCGACUGCCUGGUUUUCUGGGCCUCCCGAUUGUUUUUUGGGACAUGGCCAAUUUUAAGUGGUUUUUACAGCCCGUCUGUGAAUUUACGCGUAGUUGGUUACCUUGACCAUGUAUCUUGACCAGCAGGGGAUUUAAGGCACAAAACACUAUGUUUGUCCCCAUAAUGUUCCAUUUUUGUGUGCAUUCUAGAGAUGUGGGGAAUGGUGAAAGGUUUGAGGGACAGCUACUUGAGCCCUAAACAUUGCUGGGUGCUUACAUUCCUAAGGGACCCUUAAACGGCAGUCCGUUUCUUCUUCGGUUUUUUGACUCUUC
Molecule: messenger RNA, 2614 nt
Organism: Tachyglossus aculeatus (Australian echidna)
Lineage: Eukaryota; Metazoa; Chordata; Mammalia; Monotremata; Tachyglossidae
Gene: SDR42E1
Product: short chain dehydrogenase/reductase family 42E, member 1
Exons: 3
Coding region: 12-1163 (383 amino acids)
Biological process (GO): steroid biosynthetic process
Molecular function (GO): 3-beta-hydroxy-Delta5-steroid dehydrogenase (NAD+) activity
Source: RefSeq, a predicted model, not a curated record